Gamsiella multidivaricata is the source of this 1335-nucleotide messenger RNA. RefSeq lists its product as uncharacterized. Bases 448 to 1299 code for a protein of 283 amino acids. Lineage: Eukaryota; Fungi; Mortierellomycota; Mortierellomycetes; Mortierellales; Mortierellaceae. The transcript has a single exon. The record is from RefSeq and is a predicted model, not a curated record.
ACGAAAACAACUACGAAAACAACUGUGAAAACAACUACAACUACGACAAACAACUCUCAUUCACCAUCACCUCCACCAAGCACAACUACUGCAAAACCAACACGCACCCGCACAAGGACGCGUACACCCAUAACGACUACUCGAGAUCCCACUUUACCUCCCACAAACCCAACCUACUCCACGCUCCCUAUCACCUCCUCCCCUUCCGCAGGCUCCGUCCCUUCCAUCACGAUCGCUCCCCCCUCUGAAACCCCCACUGAAACCUCCUCUUAUUCCUCACAGCUCCCGACCGGCGCCGUCGUCGGUAUAGUUCUCACCUCUUUCUUCCUACUCCUCGCCGCCGUGAUCGGCCUCUUUCUCAUAAAACGCCAUCGAUCCCGCCGUCGUCUCCUACGUCUCCGCCGGACCAACGAUUUAUUCUUUAACUCAUCCCUUGCGGGAUUGGCCAUGCACGAGAACUGGACACAGCAUCCCCGAAAGGACCUUCCGCCCACGCCCCUGGUCGCCAGCAGUGGCAUGUUUCCUGCGAAUAGCGAGAGUGGACAUGAAUCUGUGGAAUCGCAGAAUGAUGAGCAGGCGAUGGUUGAUGGCAGGGUUGGAUAUGCAGCGCCCUACGCUAUGGCCGAGCGACACGGGCAGGCGCCCGGGCAGCAGAAUGGGUUUGGUGGUAGUGGGGAGCAUGCCGGCUAUAUCCCGCCAACGGAGCCUUUUGCAGCAGCGAUGGCAGCAGGAUACGGACGCUAUACGCCGAGUAACAGUGGUAGCACUGAAGGCCAAGAAGCCUUCCGUCGGUACCAUCAGCAAUUUUUCAACCAGCAGGAACAGCAACAGCAACAGACGGAGUUGGGUCACCGUCAGGGUCAGGAUCCUUAUACACUGCCGGUCUUUGUGUAUUACGACCCCAAUACUGGAGAGAUGUAUUAUGAGCAACAAGACUAUCCGGAGGACAGUGAGACAACUUCAGAAUACGAUCGCGCGUAUAAUCAGCAGCAGUGGGAACAAGGGGUGGGAAUUCCCUCGACAUCCACGACAUCUCUAUUUUCCUCAAGUCUCGCUAGUCGCCCCAGAACCCCUGAGAACCAGGACAGUGCAGCAGUAGCAGCAGGGUCAGGAUCAGGAGCAGUAAGGAUCUCAAGAGGGGUGUCAGCGCCACAGGUUAUCGCUCGUCCUUCGCACGGUAAUGUCGAUAGUGAGGCUGACCACGACAACUCCAAGAGCGAGUCCCAGCCAGAGAGACCAACUAUUACAUCUUUGUCCGCGUCCGCGUCCAAGCGGAACCCCCACGGCGCCGAGAUUUAGGCCACUGUGCAAACGCCCGACCCGAGCAACAAUCCU